CUCCCCAUGUGUGUGAUGUUCAGGUUUCACAACUACAGAACCACUACUGUAUUCUGCAAAUUGGUGGACUACCUUACCUACGGAGAAGUCUCAAUGUGGGUUUCUUCCAAAGCAUGCAGCGCCCUAGCUCAAAUCUCGCAGCGUCCCUACCGCAACGGCCCUCAUGGUUCGCACUGUCUGCGCAAGUGACACUUUGGUGGACUUUACUACCGCAGUACAGUGUUCAAGCGCUGUCAACAAACAACGGUUCGGACACUCAGCCGUAACACUAUCCAAUAAGACAUGUUCACGUCCUCAUCGAGCGGAAUGAAUCCCGACAUCCAGAGAAGUCUCUGGGGUUGCUGGACUGCUUGAUCAGGGAGGGACCGGACAUUGUAUCGACGAUCUCGGGCGCACUCCAGAUCUGGUCCGUGUUCCGGCGGGAGGCAUGGCGGGCUGCGAAGACUUUGUCAAUGGCCCCGUCCCGCCCAAGACUCCUUCAUCCGUUUCUCUUGACCGCAUGAAACGGCGGUGCUUGCCUAUUUCGGAUGGCAUCCAGAAUACCCAGCGGAACUGCCUGUUGUGCCUCGGCUGGACAAGCAUGAAGCGGUUGCAAUGGUGACAUAUGGCGUGGUGUUUUACGCUUCGGUGGAAGCCAAACAAGAAGGGACGGAGGAUGUUUGGAAAAGGGUUGGUGUUCCGAUGACGCCGAUGCGGUCCUUCCGCGGGUUCCCCGUGGUCAAAAUCUUCAUAUAAAUGAUGCAUCAUCUCGACCUAAACUAAGUUGCUCAGACACUUUUGCUCCGCUCUUUUCUGUUGGCAUCCCGAAUCUUCUAAAGAACUGAAGGGUUGAGACCUACUUCUCUUGUUCACUUUGAUAUCGAUUUCACCCUAACCUUUGUUGUGAAAGACUCACUUGUCCCGAAUCUAGACACAGUCUCAUCUACCCUUUAACAUACUCCCAUCCAAAGACGAAACCGGUCAUCUUCUCAAGAUGCCUCUGAAACAACACGGCCGUGACUACGACAUUGUCGUCUAUGGAGCCUCAGGCUACACCGGCAAAUACACAGCCCAACACAUCGCCACGCACCUACCCACCACCCUGAAAUGGGCCGUAGCCGGCCGCUCCCGCUCCAAGCUCGAAGCCGUCGUGUCUCGGCUUCAAGAACUCAACCCGGACCGGCUCCCGCCCUCCAUCGAGAUCAUCUCCUCCACCACCGACCGCACCGCCCUUGAAGCCCUCUGCCGCCGGACCUUCAUCCUCCUCACCACCGUCGGACCCUAUGGCUCCCUAGGCGAGCCCGCCUUCGCCGCCUGCGCCACCACCGGCACGCACUACUUUGACGUGACAGGCGAAGUCCCCUUCGUCCACAAGAUGAUCACCAAAUACUCUUCCUUGGCCGCCCAAUCCGGAGCCAAAAUGUUUCCCCAAAUCGGUAUCGAAUCCGCCCCCUCCGACUUACUCACCUGGUCCCUUACCCAGCAACUCAAGCGCGAGUUCGGUCCCGCAACAAAAACAGGCCAAGUGACGCUGAGCAUCCACACCCUGCGCUCUGCUCCUUCGGGCGGCACACUGGCAACAGUCUUCACCAUCCUCGAGACGUUUUCUCUUAAGCAGUUGAAGGAAGCAUAUAAACCCUACGCUUUAAGUCCCGUCCCGCAUCCGAACCCAGACCUCGCCGAACGGCGCACCACGUGGAUCACCAAGGUGACUGGCUUAGCUACCACCCCCAUUCUGGGACUGGGAACGACGUCGGUAGCAGCCAAGACGGAUGCGGCCAUCGUGCAGCGCACUUGGGGUUUGCUUUCCGAGGCAAGUAACAAGGGGAAAGAAGAUGAAAGUUAUGGUCCCAGGUUUAGCUUUAAGCAGUACAUGAAACCGCGGAACUGGUUGAGCGGGGUGGCUAUCCAUUUGGGGUUGAUGGUGUUGGGACUAGUCAUGGCUACGCCGUUUUUGAGAAAGGUGGCCAAGAAGUUUGUCUAUCAGCCGGGCGAGGGGGCGGAGGAGGAAGUGGCGAAGCGGGAUGAGUUGGAGUAUUGGGGGGUUGCGAAGCCUGAUUUUGGUGGAGACGAAGUCAAGGAGAAAGAGGAGGGGAGGAAGAGGGCGUUUGGACGGUGUUGGUUUCGGGGGCCGGUUUAUUAUUAUACCGGAGUCUUGUUGGCUGAGGCGGCUGCCACAUUGCUUGAGGAGGAGAGCGUGGAUGAACAGCUUGGUGGUGGUGGGAUUUACACGCCUGCUUGCUUGGGACAGCCGUUCAUUGACAGGUUGGACAAGGCUGGGUUCCAUUUUGAGACGAAGAUCAUGGAAGAGUAAGAGGCGACACGAUUGUUGUUGGUAGUUUGAGGUUGCUUGAGAGUGACACAAGGAAAUCCGCGGAAUGCAUUGUUGUGGCGUUAUUGAUAGGAUAUCGUUAUUUUAUGAGGACAGCUUGCCGUUGAACUUUAUGAUUAGGUCUACCUGGAUGGCUACUAUCUAGCUGUCAUCGAGCGGGAUGAGUCGUAGCACAUAUUCACUGUUUUAGUUGCCAGUAUACCAUACGGAAAGGUUGAU
This is a messenger RNA of Neurospora crassa OR74A, 2530 nucleotides long. RefSeq lists its product as hypothetical. Gene Ontology annotation, cellular component: mitochondrion; lipid droplet; plasma membrane. NCBI's taxonomy places the organism in Eukaryota, Fungi, Ascomycota, Sordariomycetes, Sordariales, Sordariaceae. Gene Ontology annotation, biological process: glycolipid biosynthetic process. Bases 974 to 2293 code for a protein of 439 amino acids. The record is from RefSeq and is a predicted model, not a curated record. The transcript has 3 exons.